AGUACAUAUCACCCUGAACUAUCCUUUGCUCGCCGCCAGCAUCGACGACUAUUAAUUGGUAUUGGCAACCGAAGGCAAAAGAAAAGAUGUUGACAUAUAUGGACUAUCUACAGAACGCCUUCCACCGGGCAACCUCCUGGGAUCCUGAUAAUUCAUAUGUCAACCUCACCGCAACAGCUCAAGGUAUUAGUCCUCCUCCGUCACUUCUUUACUACUGGUAACCAAUGAGCAUUCUCCCAAAGCACUGCUCGAUUUCCCCACCCCCCGCGGUCUAAAGAUGAACUUCUCCUCCCUUUCUACACCCAAAUUCGGCACAAGCUACUCCCUCAGCAACCACGGCGUCGUAGACGGUAGCGUCUCAUAUUUAUACUCUAGCCUCCCGCUGCACAAUGUGCAUCGUAGCGCGGAGGUGGACCUGCACGACGUGACCACGGGGUACAGGCAGCUGGAGGAAUUGCGGCCACCGGAUAAUGAGCGGUUUUGGGAGGUCUGGAAGGGAGGUGUUAGGGUUGAUGGAAGAAGUGGGGGCUAAGUGCAUUCCCUUGAAUUUUUGAAUUACGGACAGAGGAGUAGGGGGGGGGGGGGUUGAGGGAGAUUUCCCUGGCUAAUUGAAGAGAGGGGAUGACGGUGAUUGGGGAUAGAUUCGUUAUUAUUUGGCAGGAUGUAUUUGCCGACUAGUACGCUUGAGGCGUUAUACCUCAGGAGGAUGAAACCUACGACGCAGUUUCGGAUCACGGGGGUUAGUGAUGGCAGGUUGAAAUCUGGAGGGACUGUAUGUUUUUUCUCUCUUCUCCCCUUCUCCCCUUUCCACACGAGUCCCAUAAUAUUGCCUUCUUAUUCUGGAAAGGAGUGAUAGAUAAUGGCCAUGAUGCAACACGACUUUGGUAAAUGGUCCGGGGAGUACCUGUAUAGCACCGACGGCGCCUUAAUUGGCGCACGGGGGCUCUACAACUUCGGCCGGGAUCCCAGAAAGCAGCCAAAUCCUCCACCACGAACCUCCGACGAGAAAGCCGUCGGGAGGUUUAGUAUGGGUGCAGAAUUCUAUUACGGGAUGCUUAACAAGUCUGCCGGGAGUAACCCCCCCGCCCCCUUCCAAUUCCUGCCAAUCCUCUCCCACUUUCUAACGGGAAAAAAAACUCCCACAGUGUCCACGGGCCUUCGCUAUACUACCCUCCCAACACACCCUAACGCACCGACGACUAUGACACUAACACUGACACCGCUGAUGGGCUCACUGUCAGCGACCUAUGCCAUCAAAGCCGGCGAAACGGCCUCUUUCUGCAGUCGCUUCGACUUCAAUAUGUACAGCUACGAGUCGGACCUCUCGCUCGGUUGCGAGGUCUGGCGCAGGGAAGAUGUGGAGAAGGAGGACUUUGCUGGCGUUUUGAAAGCGAGGGUUUCACAAACUAGUGGUAUCGGGCUACUAUGGGAGGGGAGGUUGAAGCAUUUGCUUUUUAGCGUGGGGGCUGGGAUUGACCUACGGAGAAAAGAUCAGCUGGUUAGAGCUGUGGGGUUGGAGUUACAGUAUUCUUCGUGAAGCUAGGGGAAGAUAAGGGGCCCCUAUCUGAGAGCACGUAAGUGUCGAUUGCUGAUCCCUACUUGGCUCUUCUCCAGUGCAUGGUUGAAACCAAGGCUGGAAAUCAUGUACUAUCACUCGAUUAGUUUUCCCGACGAAAAACAAAAAUGAACGACCCGUUUAUGUAGACCAUGAGCCGUGUAUUCCCGGGACUGUGCAGCAACGGCGCAGAUUGAGGGAUGGGGGGAAUGAUUGGUGAACAUCGGGGGGAGGGAAAAACUAGCCCCCCUACUAAAGACUAGCACGAAGAGAUUUGCUAGUAUCCUCUGAGUCCGAACCAUGACCCUGCUGGGUAACAAGACUCCUUGCAACAGACCAAAGAAGACAAAAAAUUUGGAGGAUAUAAACACUACAUCUAUAAGAUCCCUUCUGCUAUCUCCCAUACCUCCCUCGUAACAAAAGAAACAAGAUUAUAACACACACCCUUAUAACCCUUAUAGCUUUGCGACCACCGCCUCGGUAAACUGAGAUCUGGUGGCACUACCACCCAAAUCCUUCGUCAAUGCCCGGCCCUCGGCCAGCGUGUCAAAGAUCGCCUUCUGUAUCUUGCUGGCAUGGCUGUUUAAGCCCAUGUGUUGUAGCAUCAUCACAGAACUCAAUAAGAGAGCAGUGGGGUUGGCGAGAUCCAUGCCAGCGAUGUCAGGAGCAGAGCCGUGCACGGCUUCGAAGAUCGAGCACUCGUCCCCAAUAUUACCGGAAGGGGUGAGUCCGAGACCGCCUAUCAACCCGGCACACAUGUCGGAAAGAAUAUCACCAUAGAGAUUGGGCAUAACCAGAAGGAUAUCUCGAUAGAUAUUGGGGUUAGUAGUCAUCUACCGAAAUGGUUAGUAUACCCAAGGGAAGGUUGGAGAACAGUACGUGCCUUCAAGCAGACAUUGUCCAAUAGUUCGGCCGAGAACUCGAUGUGAGGGAAGUCCUUUGCGACCUCUCUAGCAGUGCUCAAAAAGAGUCCAUCGGACAUCUUCAUAAUUGUCGCCUUGUGGACAGCGCGGACCUCCUUUUGUCCGAUUGCCUCGGCAUGCUGGAAUGCGAAUCUCAGUACCCUCUCUGACGCCUCGCGCGUGAUCAAUUUAAUAGAUUGAACCACGCCCUCGACAACUUCAUGCUCAAUACCCGAGUAUUCCCCCUCGGUGUUCUCACGAAUCAAUAUAGUGUCGACAUCGUCGUAGGCGGUCUUAUAACCGGCAAUCGAGCGACAAGGACGCACGUUGGCGAAAAGGUUGAAUGUGCGGCGAAGAGUAAGGUUCAAGGAGACGUGCCCUUUACCGAUAGGAGUCUGCAGGUAUAACAGUUAAUGCAUGCUAAAGAGAAAUAGGAAAAGAGAACCUACAGCGAGAGGUCCCUUAAGGGCAACCAAGUUCUUCUUCACAGAGUUAAUUGCGGCGUCGGGGAUCGUGGUUUUUCCGUCCUUGAGAAUUGGGGUGACAUCGACAGAUUCCCAUUCAAUAGGGGUCUGUGCAAACGUUAGCCGCUUGCGUCACAAAGCCCGUGGAAACAUCUUGAAAGUUUCACUCGGCGGAACAUUCUGAAGCCAUCCUAAAACGUUUUUGGAGGCACUCUAUGAUACGCACCUUGGCUGCAGCAAAUAUAUCCUUAACACUCUUGGAAAUUUCAGGCCCAAUACCGUCUCCCUCAAUAAACGUUACAGUAUAGUUUCCCUAUUCCAGUGAAAACAGUCAACAUUGUGAAUUUUUUCUAUACGAACCGAGCGGAGCAGAUCCCGUUAUCAUUCUGGAGAGGUGACAGGUUCAGGUCACCCCAACCAGAAAAUAACUCAACAGUCGGUGAGACCUGAUUUUUUCUUCUUUCUUUCAGAGACAUGGAAUGGAAUAGGCAAACAUUUUGAUUCUUGGCUCCCUUGAACUGAGCGACCUUGUUGGUAGAGUAGAGUCUAUUACCUUGAAUCUAGUUUAUACUUAAUGUCAGCUUAAGAAAAUCUUUCCUCUGCCCUCUCUCUGGUGGGAGGAAAAAGCAAAUAAAGCUCUCAUACUAAAAGAGACCUGGUCCGGAAAGCAGGGCUUGCAAAGGAAAGGCCUCUUGAGAGGCACCGCACAGAAGACAUUGUGUUGUGUGUCCCGGGGCUGGGUUGUGGUAGUUAUGAUAUGAGGUGAGAAGGUGAAGCAAAGGCCAAAAUUGCGCGCGGCUGUCACAAUGGCGAAGGAGGGGGAGAAGAAGAAGGCGAGGAAGGAAUGAGAUAGGUACUUCGGUAUGCAGGUGUUGUUGGAACAAUCCACGCCCU
Molecule: messenger RNA, 3815 nt
Organism: Tuber aestivum (summer truffle)
Lineage: Eukaryota; Fungi; Ascomycota; Pezizomycetes; Pezizales; Tuberaceae
Source: the annotation of a GenBank genome assembly